GCCCAUUAAACGUUUGAGUAAAUGUUUACAUCUUUUAAUGUUGAAAUCUAUAAAUGUCAUCUCGACAUCAUGCAGUUCCAUUGUAACGUGCGUAGCCAGUUACGCAGCGCUCGGCUAACGCAGAUGUACUGUACAUCAGUUAUAUUGUAAUUGACCAAUACAGUUUAGUUAUUAUGUUUGUCCAAUGGAUUCGAAUUUUGGACUCUACAGAAGGUCGUCUUCUAACGACCUUCUGUAGACUUAACGACCUUAAGCAUUGUGGCAGCAGUCAGCGUUACUGUACUCUAAAAUUAAUUUCUGAAAAUGACAUAAAACAGUUCAUUGUUGAAAACACCGAGGUAGUGAGCGGUGGUAACCUGACCCCGGAAAUCCGUUUAAGGUUGUUUACCCCAAAUUGUCGUUUCUGGCACGCAAGACCAGAGCUGUGGCCGUUCACAGACCCAUACUGGGCAAUUUACUGGCCUGGUGGACAAGCCCUUGCAAGGUAUAUGUUAGAUAACCCGGGAGUUGCAAAGAAUAAGAAGGUGCUGGAUCUCGGGAGCGGAUGCGGGGCUUCAGCUAUUGCUGCCAAAAUGAGUGGCUCUGCUCACGUCCUGGCCAAUGACAUUGACCCAGUUGCGGCCAUCGCCACGAAGUUGAACUGCGAACUGAACGGCCUGGAGCCCCUCCCUGCCGCCACGGAGGAUCUGAUUGGCUCGGAGCCGCGGGGCUGGGACCUCGUCCUGCUGGGGGACAUGUUCUACGAGGAGGCCCUGGCGGACGGCCUGCACGCCUGGCUGCGCCGCUGCGUCCGCACCCACGGCACGCGGGUUCUGAUCGGGGACCCCGGGCGGGCCCAGCUGGACAGCCACGGGAUUAAGAGGCGGCUGCUCCCGCAGGCCCGGUACGAGCUGCCGGGGGCCGUGAGGGAGGAGAACUACGGUCUGACCAGCAGCACGGUGUGGCGCUACCAGCCUGAGCUAUGAUAUAGUCCCUUACCGGGGACCUAGCUCCAGAGCUACCAGGCUGAGCAGUGAUAUAGUCCCUUACCGAGGACCUAGCUCCAGAGCUACCAGCCUGAGCUAUGAUAUAGUCCCUUACCGGGGACCUAGCUCCAGAGCUACCAGCCUGAGCUAUGAUAUAGUCCCUUACCGGGGACCUAGCUCCAGAGCUACCAGCCUGAGCUAUGACCAUCGGCCCUCCUGUGAACACUAUAACACGAUAAAAUUUAAUAGUAUUUGUUG
Molecule: messenger RNA, 1223 nt
Organism: Anguilla rostrata (American eel)
Lineage: Eukaryota; Metazoa; Chordata; Actinopteri; Anguilliformes; Anguillidae
Gene: etfbkmt
Product: electron transfer flavoprotein subunit beta lysine methyltransferase
Exons: 3
Coding region: 174-965 (263 amino acids)
Cellular component (GO): mitochondrial matrix
Molecular function (GO): protein methyltransferase activity
Source: RefSeq, a predicted model, not a curated record